CCUCCUCCUACUUAUGAUGUUGGCUAUCUAUCAAACCCGUAUUUGUUCAAUUCGCUGGAAAACGCGACAGUGACCUUAUCAUCUUGACAACUCCAUCAAUUUCAGAAACCAUGUCCAACAAUUCAAAAAUCAUCCAAAUGUGCGUGGCGGGCCAGAGGAAGAAAGGAUGGUCGGACGAGCAGUUCGCCCACGAAUUCACAGUCGUGCACGCGGAAAUCACCAAAGCAACAGCCGAGAAAGCACCAGCCCUUCUUGGCUAUCGGCAAGUCCUGGCAAUCCCAAGGCCCAGAAUAUCCGCAUUCAAUAUGAACAACAGCACCUGGGAUUCCCAAGCAGUGUUGACGUGGUCGAGCAUUGAAGAACUUUCCUCCCUCCUGAAAUCCGAAGGGUAUCGCGCCAACGCAGGAAACCACGUCUUCACCGAGCCAGACAUCGUGGGAUCUAUUUCCCAGGUUGCUGGGGAGUUUGUGUUUGAUCCGGUCGGGUACAGCAGCCAGGAAUCGCGCUUCAUGGUGUUUGUUUAUAUUCCGCGGGCGACCAGGAGCAGUCGGGAGCUCGUUACAGAGCAGGAGGUGGCCCAGAGACUUGAUAAUAUUACGAAAAUAGGUGCUGGAACGGGUCUUUUGAGAUACGUCAUCAAUCGUGAUGUGACCCCUUCGGACCCAAGUCAACUGUUUGAUGGCACUCCAUUUACCAAUGGUGACUGGGGAGUGAUGGGUGUGACGGAGCAAUAUUGGUUCAAGGACGAAGAUACUGCGUCAGCCUUCUUUGCAGACGAGGCACGCGUGGAUGCGUUAAUGAAAGUACCCAGCUCACUAGACGGUAAAAGUUGCGUUGCUGUUGCUGGUCAAGAAACGGUCCUAGUUAGCAAAUAAUCGGCUUUGUAAUAUAUUUUUAUUAAUGAGAGCAGAAGAAACAUCUGGGCUGAUGAAACCUAUACAUGGGAACAAACUUGGGCGCUCAAGAAGGGGAAACUGUUUUUACUUAGAGACGUUCUGCAAAUUCGGCAGCACCGGGGGAUUUCAUCUGUACCUACUGGGUUGACG
Messenger RNA from Aspergillus candidus, 1046 nucleotides. RefSeq lists its product as uncharacterized. The record is from RefSeq and is a predicted model, not a curated record. The coding region runs from base 111 to 875 and encodes 254 amino acids. The transcript has a single exon. NCBI's taxonomy places the organism in Eukaryota, Fungi, Ascomycota, Eurotiomycetes, Eurotiales, Aspergillaceae.